Danaus chrysippus (African queen) is the source of this 1023-nucleotide messenger RNA. The record is from the annotation of a GenBank genome assembly. Lineage: Eukaryota; Metazoa; Arthropoda; Insecta; Lepidoptera; Nymphalidae.
AUGUCUUCAAAACUCAUUGUUUUCUGCGCCCAAGCCUUUUUCAUUCAGAGCAUUCUCGGUCAAUGCAUCGGUAAUGUCGGCAGUAGCUACAACUUAGGUAAUUGCGACCUUCUUGCUGCGAGAAGGAACUACGAUUGGGCUACUUGUGGAAAUACCAACGCCCAAUGGUCCGGAGCUCAGUUGGGUUUACUUGAGGGACUGAGUGCUAGCUCGGGUGGUGGACUCAAUGUUCAAGCAGUCUCUCCGGUAGCCCCUGGUAGCAUCUCCAUAAUUUCCGAAAAUCAGAUUCAAGGACCUCUUGAAGUUAGCGGUACCUUACCAUUCCUUAGCGCUGUCGCAUUUGAAGGUUCACUACCAACACGAGGAUCUGGAGAAGUUCUUUAUCAAUGUGGUAAUGGAAGAGUUGGGAUUUUGGAGGAGAAUUAUCAGGAUUCCUCCCUUAAUUCUGGAUUUUUAGGUGGAAAUUCUGAAUAUUUGGGUGUGGGAUGGAAUGGAGCAUCUGCUUUCAAUGGAAUUGGCAACUGCUUAGCUUCCGAACCCGUCGCUCUUGGCUGGAAUGGAGCAUCUGCUUUUAAUGGAAUCGGCGGCUGUUUAACCCAAGAGCCCGUCGCUACGAUAUAUGGCCAAUGCAUUAAUGUGCAUAAUGGCAUAUACGACAACCCAGCCAAUAACCCGGCCAUAACUGGCAUACCUAACAACUAUUAUGCCAACGAGUUAAUCAUGCCAAAUGGCUUGGCCAAUGGUGGUGGUUUGUUCGUUAAGAGUUCUUCACCGAUAACUCCAAGCGGUGUUACUAUUCAGUCAGAUAAUUUGUUAUUCGAAGGUCCAUUGGCUGUAAGUGGCCAAUUGCCAUUCUUAGGUGUGGUGGCAUUAGAGGGACCUCUACAAGCUGCCGGAUCGGGAGCGGUGGCAUAUGGCUGUGGAAAUGGCAACGUUGGCAUCACAAGCGAAAAUUUAACACCAACAAGUAAUGCCAUCGGUGUUGGCAUUGAUCUGACUGGCCUCGGCUUACCUAUUCAUUAA